UUCUUCUUUCCGGUAGUAUUUAUUUCCAGCGUAGUCGGAAAAUAUUGAUCAAAUAUGUGUACCAUCCCCGAGUUGACGCUUGUUGCGAUCGACUCGCGCGACGCUUUCGUCCGUCGAUCUUCGACGAAACCGGUACUCCCCCGAGGACACGACAUCGUACUCGUAUCCAGUGUCUGUAUACGUGUAAUCUCUGGAAUACGCGCGAUCCAGCAGAUCCCAUGGAUCGAACCAGUUCUCGCGACUCGGACUCGCCGACGAUCAGGAAGGUGCCGGAAAAGCCACCGUUCAAGCUGUGCUUCUCCAAGGAUCAGAUUCUCGGUAAAUCGAGCGUUCGUACGCUCAAGACGAACUGUACGCACAUGAUUUUCUUUUGGUUCGCAAAACGGACAAACGUUCCUUUAUCCGUGAUUCUCGUGAUCGUUGCAGGUGACUCGAUCGCGCCGAAAUUCUAUUCGAGACAGUGCGAAAGCGGCGGUGCAAACGAUCCGAACGAAAGCCGCACGCUCGACGAUAUUACACCCGGAGAGAAAAAAUCACCCACGGAUCUUAAUUGUUAUCCGUAUCGAUUGCUGUCCAGUCACGCGUACGGAUGGUGGCACGAACAGGGAAUACAACCAAAGGAUUCUCGUUUCAACUUUCACAAGAAAACUUCGGAUUUGGUGCAUUUUCAAAUGAAAGUUUACGCCGAAGAUCGAAGGCUCGCCGUUCCGAAACAUUGACACGAGAAAAUAUGAGAAAUUGCCACGUUUAAUAAUAAUAAUAAUAAUAAUAAUAAUAAUAAUAAUAGCAACGAAUCUGUAAUAAUUACCUAUCUCCUUCUCUCGAUUAGAUUUUCGAACGAAUAAUGUGUCGGAAACCGAUGCAAAACGGAAUAGGAAUUCGAAUCGGAUACUUUAUACUCGGUACAAUAUAUUUCUA
Molecule: messenger RNA, 918 nt
Organism: Megalopta genalis
Lineage: Eukaryota; Metazoa; Arthropoda; Insecta; Hymenoptera; Halictidae
Source: RefSeq, a predicted model, not a curated record